AGUCAGGGUUUAGCGCUUGGAUCGGUUACCUCGAACGAGUUAUCUCAUCUUACCCUAAUCAGAAGAGAAUCUUCACAACUUUUAUCCACGAUUUUACCAGGAAUAAAUUUUAAAUCAAGGUUUUAACAUAAAGAUGACUAUAGAUGAUGAGCAACCCAGAUCGGAUGGAGAAACGCAAGAAAUGCAAGAAACUGAAAUGGAAUCAGAAAUAGGUACAGGUACGGCAACAGAAAAUGGAAAAAAGCAUUCUCCGUCACCUGAGGAAGCAAAAAAAGCUCUUACAUCCAAAGAAGUAGAUCAACAAGCUCAAGGCAAGUUUCCUUUAAAUAAAGGUGAAGAAAUGAAUCUCUUGAAAACUAAUGGUACGAUGGUGGAAAUGGAUGAAGAAAAGGGAGAGAAUGGAGCUGACAAUAGUCGAAUAAAGAUAGUUACCAGCGAAAAAAAGAAAAAACAAAGAAAGUGUUUAUUCAUCGGAAUCGUCGUAAUAUUAGUCAUAAUUACAGCUGCCCUAAUUGGAAUGCUGGCCCACCACUAUACUACAACAUAUAAGAAACUUCGUCUUGCAGUCCUAUUCCAGGACAACAUGGUUCUUCAACGAGAACCUCAGAGGGCAAGAAUAUGGGGCUAUGGACCGUCGAGUCCAAAAAACCAGUCGAUUUUCGUACAGUUAAAGAACAAAACAGGUCACAUUGUUCAAAGCCAAACAACACAAACGGUUAAGACUGGUAACGAAUAUAUUUGGUCUAUAUAUUUGGAACCGAUGAACAAAGGUGGACCAUACAUGAUUGAAGUUCAAUUGGAAGGUUUCAAAGAGGAGGUUUUAAAAAUAAAAAAUAUUCUCUUUGGUGACGUUUGGAUAUGUGCUGGCGACGAAAAUAUGCAGUACACGCUACAUAAGAUGGGAAAUGAAUACGAUGUUUUAAUGUUAGCUAAACGGGCCUUACAUUUACGGUUAUUUUCUCUGUCUUCACUAAGAUCUCGUGUACCACUCUCUGACAUAAGAGAUGUUGAAAUACCCUGGUCAUUACCAACAAAAGAUGCAUUAUUUGGACAAGAACCGCUACCAGGCCAAAUUGGAUCACAUUUUAGCUCUUUGUGCUUUAACUUUGGUAGGAAACUGUAUCAUGAAUUAAACGUCCCAAUUGGACUCAUUUCAUCAACGUUCGCCCAUUCUAAAAUCGAAGAGUGGAGUAGUACUGACUCAGCUAAAGAGUGUAAUGAAGAUUCUUUCAGAAACAGCCACACUAGUACCGUCUGGAAUUCCAUGAUUAAUCCACUGAAGAUGCAAACCUUCAAAGGAAUGAUCUUUUAUCAAGGAAGCAAAGAUGCAAUAGAAAGCACUUAUGGACCAACAUACGAAUGUCUUUUCAAACAAUUUAUUACAUCCGUUAAAUCGGAGACAGAUGCUUCUGUUGGCUUCAUUCAACUUCCUGGGGCAGCUAAUAAAUAUUUAUACCACUACACUAAUAUUAGAUGGCUACAGACGUCAUCUUUCGGUUACGUUCCAAAUAAACUCAUGUCAGAUAGUUUUAUGGUUUCAGCUAUUGACUUGCCAGCGUAUAAACAAUCAAAUCCCAGUUUUUUUGUCAAUACAACGGACGUGCUGAGUGAUAGAUUAGUGUUGUCUGUACUCUAUCAUUCGUAUCAAUGGCAAAACGGAGCAAACUUGACUCCAUAUCCUAUUGAUAUUCAGACCAUUGGGAAGAAUCUUCAAAUAACUUUUCAAUCGAACUAUGAAAGUAACCCAGAAAGCAUUGACGCGUUUGAGAUAUGUUGCACUCCAAAGAAUUUCACAGAUCCUUGCCCUGAGUUUGGAAAAACUGGAGAAACCACGGGCGGAUUUGUAAAAUGGUUACCCGCACUUCUAGUCGAAUCUCAAGCUCCAUUCUUAAAAUUGGGUGUUGAUAGAGAUUCCUGUUCACUUGAUAAGAAACUACACGGUAUCCGAUACGCGUGGAAUGCCCAACCUUGCGAUUUUGAAAAAUGCGCUAUCUACGGUGAAUCUAACAAACUACCUACUGGACCUUUUUUGUAUCCGAAUCUAGAUGAAAACCAGAUAAGGAAAAGAAUAAUUAUUAAUCGCUUGUUUUCAAACUCAACAAAAGGAGUUUAA
Messenger RNA from Dimorphilus gyrociliatus, 2113 nucleotides. The record is from the annotation of a GenBank genome assembly. Lineage: Eukaryota; Metazoa; Annelida; Polychaeta; Dinophilidae.